This is a messenger RNA of Brachypodium distachyon (stiff brome), 647 nucleotides long. RefSeq names its product H/ACA ribonucleoprotein complex subunit 3-like protein. Gene Ontology annotation, biological process: rRNA pseudouridine synthesis; ribosome biogenesis; snRNA pseudouridine synthesis. Gene Ontology annotation, molecular function: telomerase RNA binding; box H/ACA snoRNA binding. The record is from RefSeq and is a predicted model, not a curated record. The coding region runs from base 184 to 378 and encodes 64 amino acids. Gene Ontology annotation, cellular component: box H/ACA telomerase RNP complex; box H/ACA snoRNP complex. NCBI's taxonomy places the organism in Eukaryota, Viridiplantae, Streptophyta, Magnoliopsida, Poales, Poaceae. The transcript has 4 exons.
AGGGCAUUUAUCUCUCGCUAUUUCUUUGCUUUCCGGUCCAACCCGUCGCUCGUCUUCCUCCUCGAGCGAGCGCCGCCACCCCCAACCCGCUGCCGAGCGCCCCAGCCCUCUCGCUCCGUCGCUCGUCUUCCUCCUCGCGCGAGCGCCUCCACCGCAGGGCUGAUUCUCGCGUAGUGAUCCAAGAUGUAUCUCCAGUACUACAUCAACGAGAAGGGUGUCAAGGUGUACACCACCAAGAAGGAAUCCCCUCUUGGUGUGCCGACGCAGUCUGCCCACCCAGCUCGCUUCUCUCCGGAUGACAAGUAUGCCCGCCAGAGGUACCUGUUGAAGAAGAGAUUCGGUUUGCUGCCGACCCAACAGCCAGCCCAAAAGUACUGAAGGAAUUGUUGGUUGGAUCCUCGGAGAUGCGUUUACUUCGCUGAAUGUUGUAGUGUAGAUUAGGCAAUUGGCGACGUAAAGAGAGUCAUUACCUCUACUUUCUUACCUUGCUUGUUAUCUCAGUAACUCGUUCUUGCUAUGUAAUAGUACAAUGCUAUCGGGGGAUCGUACUCGUUCAUACAAUGUACUCCGUAUGUGGACGAAUCAUUUGGGCGUCUUGCUUUGCUGUGCGCGCUAUAUUUGCAUGAUUUGCUACCCAAUCUUCAAUA